Melospiza georgiana is the source of this 3320-nucleotide messenger RNA. RefSeq names its product solute carrier family 5 member 6 (gene SLC5A6). Gene Ontology annotation, molecular function: sodium-dependent multivitamin transmembrane transporter activity. The coding region runs from base 1 to 2991 and encodes 996 amino acids. Lineage: Eukaryota; Metazoa; Chordata; Aves; Passeriformes; Passerellidae. Gene Ontology annotation, biological process: sodium ion transport; biotin transport; pantothenate transmembrane transport. The transcript has 18 exons. Gene Ontology annotation, cellular component: membrane. The record is from RefSeq and is a predicted model, not a curated record.
AUGUGGAGAGUGCUGCCGCCGCCGGUGAGUGUCGCGCCGGGGCCGCGGGACAAGGUCACCGCCGCCUCCCGCCGCCGGCACCGGGCGCUCUGCGGGCGGCGGGGACCGGGGCUCCCGGGAUGGGCACGGGGAGGAGAACCCCGGGAUGGGGACACCGGGGAUGGGAGCGCUGGAGGCGAGGAGCAGAGCCCCCGGCUGCGGCCACCGGGCACACCGGAGAGGGGGAGCGGAGCCCCGGGAUGGGGACAGCGGGGACAGGGAGCGGAGCCCCGUGUUAGGGACACCGCGGACACCGCGGACACCGGGAAAGGCGAGGAGAGCCCCGGGAUGAGGGCACCGGGGACAGCGCCGGUGGCACGGGGUGACAGGGAGGCUGUGAUGGAGCGUGAGGAGCGGGGCACCGGGGCAGGCGGGCUGGGCACGGCCGGGACCGGGCAGCGGGCUCACCACGCGGGGACACCCUGGGGCCGGGAGAGCCCGGGCUGGCGCUGCUGCGUUUGUGCCCCCUGUCUGUCUGUCCGUGCCAGCCGCCCCCUGUCCGUCUGUCCGUUCCAGCCGCCCCCUCCGCCCCCUGUCCGUCUGUCCGUGCCAGCCGCCCCCUGCCCGUCCCUCUGUGCCGGGGCAGCUCUGACGGGGCCCUGUGCUGCUGGAGCGGUUGGGCUGGGUUCCUCGGCUGCCGGUGGGACCGGUGCUGCCGGGUUUGGUGGGGCCGUGCCGGGCUCGGUGGUUGGGUCAGGCUGGGUUUGGCUCGCUGGGAGCGGCGCUGCGGGCUCCAGGCUGUUGGGCUCCGGGGGUGGUCCUGUUGCCUUUGGCUCGCUGGCACCGGGGCCGUCCCGCACCGGAGGCGGCCGUGUUGGGCUUGGCCCGUUCCGCCGGGACCGGCGGUGCCGGUGCUGCGGGGGUCCGGGUGGGACUGUUUGUGCAGCCAUUGUCUCGGUGCUCUUUGAAGACUCUCCAGUUUCCUUCGGCGGGGCAGCACUGACACGGCGCUCCCGCAGCUGGCAGCGCCGCGCCGGUGCCGCUCGGGACGCGCUGCGGGCUCCGGUGCGCCCAUGCGGCCGGCGGGACAGCGGCGGGACAGCGGCGGGGACACGGCGGCGGGGACACGGCGGGGACACAGCGCUCGGCAUGGAGUUCACGGCCAUCGACUACAGCAUCUUCGCGCUGCUCCUCGUGCUCUCCUCCGCCAUCGGGCUCUUCUACGCGCUGAGCGGCGACCGGCAGCGCACGGUGCAGGAGUUCCUGCUGGCCAACCGUGACAUGGGCUGCCUGCCCGUGGCGCUGUCCCUGCUCGCCUCCUUCCAGUCGGCCGUGGCCAUCCUGGGCGUGCCCGCCGAGAUCUUUCGCUUCGGCACCGAGUACUGGUUCCUGGGCUGCUCCUACCUGCUGGGGCUGCUCAUCCCCGCGCACAUCUUCAUCCCCGUCUUCUACCGCCUGCGCAUCACCAGCACCUACGAGUACCUGGAGCUGCGCUUCAACAAGACCGUGCGGAUGUUGGGCACCAUCACCUUCAUCUUCCAGAUGGUCAUCUACAUGGGGGUGGUGCUCUACGCUCCUGCCCUGGCCCUCAACGCAGUGACGGGCUUUGACCUCUGGAGCGCCGUGCUCACCAUGGGGCUGGUCUGCACGCUCUACACCACACUGGGUGGCCUCAAGGCUGUCAUCUGGACAGACGUGUUCCAGACGCUGGUGAUGCUGGCGGGGCAGGUGGCCGUCAUCGUGGUGGGCGCCUGGCGGGUGGGGGGCAUGGCCCGAGUGUGGCGCGUGGCCGAGCAGCACGGCAAGAUCGCCGGCAUCGACCUGGACCCCAACCCCCUGGAGCGGCACACCUUCUGGUCGCUGUCCGUGGGCGGGAUCUUCAUGAUGCUGUCGCUGUAUGGGGUGAACCAGGCGCAGGUGCAGCGCUACCUGUGCGCCCGCAGCGAGCGCGAGGCCAAGCUCUCCUGCUACGCCGUGUUCCCCUGCCAGCAGAUCGUGCUGUGCCUCAGCUGCCUCACGGGGCUCGUCAUGUUCGUGUACGACCUGGAGCACCCGCUGGCGCCCGGCCAUCGCCCUGCCUCCUCUGACCAGCUGGUGCUGUUCUUCGUCAUGGACGUGCUGCGGGACCUGCCGGGGCUGCCCGGGCUCUUUGUGGCCUGCCUGUUCAGCGGCGCCCUCAGCACCAUCUCCUCCGCCUUCAACUCGCUGGCCACGGUGACCAUGGAGGACCUGGUGCGGCCGCACCUCCCCGGGCUCUCGGAGUCGCGGGCCACGCUGCUCUCCAAGCUGCUGGCUCUCGGCUAUGGGCUGCUCUGCCUGGGCAUGGCCUACGUGUCCUCCAUGCUGGGACCCGUGCUGCAGGCAGCCAUCAGCAUCUUCGGCAUGGUGGGGGGCCCGCUCCUGGGGCUCUUCUGCCUGGGCAUGUUCUUCCCCUGCGCCAACCCCACCGGAGCCGUGGUGGGGCUGCUGGCCGGGCUGGCCAUGGCCUUCUGGGUGGGCAUUGGCAGCUUCCUGCAGAGCGCAGCACAGGCCGGCGGGGUGCCCCCGGCCAACAGCACGGCGCUCCCCGCCGUGGGCAACCUCAGCACUGUGCUGGGCACCACGCUGCUGCCCCCCACCUCAGCACCGCCCCCGAGCCCCACGGGGCUGCAGCGUUUCUACAGCCUGUCCUACAUGUGGUACAGUGCCCACAACUCCACCACCGUCAUCGUGGUGGGGGUGCUGGUCAGCCUGCUCACCGGCCCCACGCCGGCCGCGGCCCUGGACCCCCGCACCAUCUCCCCCGUGCUGCCCUGGCUGCUCUGCUGCCUGCCCCCCAAACUCCGCCACUGGCUCUGCUGCGGGGCAGCCGACCCUGCCCAGGCCCCUGGCCAUGGGGACAGCUCGGAGAAGAGCCACGGGGUGCCCAACGGGCUGUCCGCCCCCGGCCCCGAGCUGCGAGGGGACGAGGGACAGGGCUUCGUGCGCAGCGCCGGCGCCCCGCUCUACGCCGUGCAGGAAACCUCCUUCUGACAGCCCGGCACGGGGGUCCUGGGCACCCCCUGCCCUGCGGGGCAUCCUCACACGGCCGGGGCUCCUGGCACCCCCUUGGAGCACCGCCUCGGGACGUGCCCGCGGUGCCGAGGAACGGCGGGGCGCUGCUGGGCUGCCCCGCCCGCGGCUCUGGGACCACGGCCGGGGGGUCGGAGCGGCGCCCCCCGCCCUGUGCAGGCCGGGACGUUGUGUGGUGCCCCCGGGCCAGCCACGUGCCUUACACACCGCUCCGGGGCCGGGGCUGUGUGCCCUCGAGCCCUGGCGCCUGUCUCUGUGUUCGGUGUUCCCCAAUAAAUGGUUCUGGGGCU